AUGGCCGACCCCUCGGGCAACAACAAUGCGCCUAAUAACUGGCAGCGGCAGCAGCCGCCGUUGCAGUUCCACAUCAGACAGGAUUCGCGACCCAAUGAGUCCAUCGACAUUGAGAGGCUACUCUCGUCAGCUUUCUAUCCCGGCGCGGACUCCAACUAUAAUCAGAAUGAUCCGUCGCCAUCCAAUAGCACAAGCACAUUCUUCAUUGAGGAGGAAGGCGUCGAUUUCUCGGAACAAAUCGGCGCUGGCGACGAAGAGUCCCCCGAUAGUAACACAGCCGCAAAGAAUAAGCAAAAGGCGCCCGCGCAAGGGAAAGGUUCAGGCUCCAAAAGAAAAACAGACGCUGGUAGCAGCGACGCGCCCGGCGAGCGCCGACGAAAGCAGAUCCGCGAAGCGCAGCGCGCCUACCGACAGCGAAAGAUAUCACAGACGGCCUACCUCGAAGAGCGCGUGAAGCAGCUCGAGGGCGCCAUUGAGAACAUGAGCACUGUCGUGCUCUCCUUUAGCGAGGAGCUCAUCGGCUCCAACAUUCUGGCUUGCCAGAGCGAACUGACAAGCCGUCUCCGCGACGCCCUGGCGACCUGCCUCACGCUGGUCCGCGAGACGGGCACCGGCUCGCUGGAGCAGACGGAGCCGGCCGGCGCCCGCGUGGCGCUGGUGCCGACGAUCUCCCCCACCUUGCCCAACAAGCCGAUCAGCAUCAAGAACAUCUUCGGCACCAAGCCGUACCCGGACAUGAAUUCGAACAUGACCGUCGCCGCCUUUAUGGACAUGCUGACCACGUCGGCCGUCUACUACGGCUACCUCGCACUCGCCGACCCCACGCUCUCGGCCACGCGCCUGCACCGCCACUUUGGCCUCCCGCUGCAGCUCAUGACGCGCGACAAGCUGCUGUCGUACUUUGCCGCCCUCUUCCAGGCCCGCCUGACCCGGUCCCGCCUGGGCGAGCACACGAGCAAACCCGGCAUGCCCUUCUUCAGCAUCGGCGGGGCCGGCACCCACUACUCGCCGGCCCUCGCCUCGGCUUCGUCGACGGGCGCCGCGGCGCCGCUCAGCCUGCCGUGGGCCAACACGGCGGACCAGUACGAGACGUGGUCGCCGCGCAAUAAUUCGUGGACCGUCGCGAUGGACCCGUCCAACGUACCGGCGAAUUUGCAGGAUCGCUUCGAGGGCGACUGGUUCGACAUGCAGGACCUGGAGCUCUACUUGCUGGAAAGAGGCGUCAGCCUGCGAAUGAAGGCUAAUAACGACACACCGACAAGCUACGUCACCAUGUCCCGAGUUCCACCUCCUGGAGGCCCUGGCCGAGGCCUCUUUGGCGGCGGCAGCCUGCCCGGGGGCAACCCUCGACCACCACCUCCUGGCCAAGCAUAUGGAGGCGGCCCCGGAUAUGGCGAUCCUCGUGCUGGCCAGAGACCACCACCCUCCCAGCCGCGAUACGGCGAGAAGCCUCCCGGAUCUCCUGGAGGCGGGCGCCAGGUGCCGCUCCAGGUCGAGAAGGUUGCAGACAAGACUCUGCAAGUGAAACUAAUUUACAGCAACAUAUGCGCCGUUUCGCCCGAAGACUUCCCCACGAGCCGCGACGGAUCCGACCUCUACAUUCUCAUCCGCGGCGGUGACCCAGUGGGUGAAUAUGUCGUGACUGCCAAGCCCAUUCCAGGCUUUCCCUCCGGCUGCGUCAGCUUAUCGGACCCCCAGCGUAGCUGGACGGGCAUCACGAUGCGCGACCAGUUCACCGGCGAGAUCUUCGAUCCGUUCCGGUCUGGUGGCAAGGCGUACCUGGGCUCUGUGGACCUUGAAAUCGGCUUCGCAUCGGUAGGCAAAAAGACCGAUGUGCCGUAUGAUGAGGACGAACUCGCCAAGAUAUUCAUGGACACAUAUGGAAACCAGGUGCUGGCGCCUGGCCAGCCCUUGAUCAUGGAUGUUCGCAACAUUCCUCUGCGCAUCACUGUCAAGACCGUUGGGCUGGUGGAUCUCGCAAUGAGUGGCGAGGAGGGCUCUCAGAAGCGGAGAGAGGCCCAUGCCCGUGGCAUUUUGACAAACCAAACACGAGUCCUCUUCCACCGCGAUGGCAAGGGCGAUUUCAACCUCAAGCCGUCCAUGAACAAGCCCAACUCCAACGCGAUUCUGGCUCCCGACUUCAAGUUUGAGGAUAUGGGUAUUGGUGGUCUUGGUGAUGAGUUUGCCACCAUCUUCCGUCGUGCGUUUGCGUCUCGUGUGUUCCCUCCUGGUUUGAUAGCCAAGAUGGGCAUUCCCCACGUCAAGGGUAUGCUGUUGUACGGACCGCCGGGAACCGGUAAAACUUUAAUCGCUCGACAGAUCGGUAACAUGUUGAAUGCGAGACCGCCCAAGGUCAUCAACGGCCCCGAGGUGCUCAACAAGUACGUUGGUCAAUCGGAAGAGAAUAUUCGAAAAUUAUUUGCCGACGCUGAGAAGGAGUACAAGGAAAAGGGCGAUGAAUCCAGCCUUCACAUCAUCAUUUUCGACGAACUGGAUGCUGUCUGCAAGCAGCGUGGUUCCGGCGCUGGCGGCGGUACUGGUGUGGGUGACAGUGUUGUCAACCAGCUGCUCUCGAAGCUUGACGGUGUUGACCAGCUGAACAACAUCCUACUGAUCGGAAUGACGAACCGAAAGGACAUGAUUGAUGAUGCACUGCUUCGUCCUGGCCGUCUGGAAGUGCAUCUCGAGAUUUCUCUGCCUGACGAGGAUGGUCGUCUGGAAAUUCUCAAGAUUCACACCUCCAAGAUGAAGACGAACGGUCUCCUGGACCCAGACGUGAACCUAGAGGAGCUUGCUGGUGUGACAAAGAACUUCUCGGGAGCCGAGUUGAACGGUCUAGUCAAGGCGGCCGCGUCUUUCGCCUUUUCUCGACACACGGAGGUUGGGCAGCUAGCGGCUGUGAAGCAAGAUGUGGCCAGCAUGAAGGUCAACAGGGCCGAUUUUAUGAAUGCCUUGACCGAAGUGCGUCCUGCUUACGGUGUUUCGGAGGCUGAGCUGGAAGAUGCUGUUCGUCUAGGUAUUCUGCCGUACGGUGGGCACAUCAACGCGACGAUCCAGGAAAUGAUGCGCGUGGUGGGCAUGAUUAAACAGGACCCGAACAAAUCUAACUCGUCGGUGCUGUUCCACGGCCCGCGCGGGUCUGGAAAGACGGCACUCGCAGCACACAUUGCGACGCAGUCGGACUUUCCGUUUAUCAAGAUGGUUACGCCAGCGGACCUGGUGGGCUACCGGGAUGACUUUGCCAAGAAGGACUACGUGCACAAGGCAUUUGCAGAUGCGUACAAGUCCCCAGCUAGUAUUCUCAUUCUAGACGACUUUGAACGUCUGAUUGGUUGGAACCCGAUUGGAUCGCGGUUCUCGAAUGUGAUGCUGGAGGCUCUGACGACGCUGAUUGUGUCGAAGCCACCGAGGGGACACCGUUUGCUGGUGUUUGUGACGACAUCCAAGGCGUCGGUGCUCAAGAUGCUAGAAGUAGACCAGGAUUUUGCAAAGAAGGUGGCGGUGCCGGCGGUGUCAAACCUUCGGGAGCUGGGCAACGUACUACACGAGUCCAAAUCGUUUAGCAGCGGCGAGAUCAGCCAGGUCAUUGGGAUGGUGCAGGAGCGGUCGAACGAGGAGAAUGUGGGCGUGGGUAUCAAGAAGAUUCUGGACUGCAUCUUUGAGGCCAAGGCAGGGGGGGCGAGCAGCAACGUGCUGGAGACGUUUGUGGACCUGCUUGUUGAGAAUAUGAAUGAUUUGAGAGGAUAA
Cordyceps militaris CM01 is the source of this 3747-nucleotide messenger RNA. Its product is annotated as vesicular-fusion protein SEC18. Gene Ontology annotation, cellular component: Golgi stack. The record is from RefSeq and is a predicted model, not a curated record. NCBI's taxonomy places the organism in Eukaryota, Fungi, Ascomycota, Sordariomycetes, Hypocreales, Cordycipitaceae. The coding region runs from base 1 to 3747 and encodes 1248 amino acids. Gene Ontology annotation, biological process: SNARE complex disassembly; Golgi to plasma membrane protein transport; intra-Golgi vesicle-mediated transport. The transcript has 6 exons. Gene Ontology annotation, molecular function: ATP binding; ATP hydrolysis activity; DNA-binding transcription factor activity.